This is a messenger RNA of Corylus avellana, 3864 nucleotides long. Its product is annotated as protein BREAST CANCER SUSCEPTIBILITY 2 homolog B. Gene Ontology annotation, biological process: regulation of DNA-templated transcription; double-strand break repair via homologous recombination. Lineage: Eukaryota; Viridiplantae; Streptophyta; Magnoliopsida; Fagales; Betulaceae. The record is from RefSeq and is a predicted model, not a curated record.
AGUCCUAAUUACAAUUCUAAAAUCCACCCGACGCCGGAGAAUGUCGACGUGGCAGAUAUUCUCCGACGCCGGCAACAGUUUCCGGUGGGAAAUCUACGACCGAGACCUCCAAAUCAAUCCCGAUGACGAACAUUUUGAUUCACCGAACGGCAGCUCUCGUCUACCUUCCAUGUCAGAUCUUGUUCUCCAAGGGUGUUCGAAGCUUCUGGAAAAUCGCGAUGAAGGCGUUGGGAGCUCUCCGAUGUUCCGAACCGGGUUGGGAAAAUCGGUUGCGGUGAAGCAGUCUUCGAUAGCCAAGGCAUUAUCUGUUCUCGGCGACGACACAGGCCAAGUGCUAGCUAGAGAUAAUGGAUGUGGUUCCUCAAAUUCUCUCUUCCAGACGGGCUCUGGGAAAACUGUCAAUAUAUCUUCAGAUGGUCUGGUUAGAGCUAAAACAUUGUUGGGAUUGGAAGAAGAUAAUGAUAAUUGUAUUUUUCAAGGUCUUCAACAUUCAGUGAAGCCAUAUAAUCCCAAUGGACCAUUUGGAUGGAAAAGUCCAUCCCAUUCAGAAAUGAGAGACUGUGUGAGCAAUUGUGAUAUUAAGGAUGGUACAUCAGUUUCGAGACCUUUGUUAACUUCCAUGUCUGGUUCAGCAGGAAGCAGAUUGAAGAAUCAGGCAAAUCCAAACGUUAUGCAACCUGAAAUGCAGAGUUCAGCUCUCAAACCACCUCCAAUCAAGUUCCACACGGCAGGUGGAAGAUCUAUAUCUGUCUCCAGUGAUGCACUGAAGCGUGCUAGGAGCCUUCUUGGUGACCCGGAGUUGGGAACUUUCUUGAAUGAGGAGGAUGCAGAUGAUUCACUUUUUUCAUUUUCAGAGGCCAGAUUCAAUGAUAUUUUGUCAAAUGAGGGAAAUGAUCCUUGCACUCCCUUUUAUUGCGAGGAAAUGGCAAACAACAAAAAUUCGUCAAAAAGUUUUGUAACCCCGUUGCGAUCAUCUUCUAAUCAAGUGCAGUUAUCAGUCAAGUCAGAACAUAUUAUUUCAGGGAAUAACUUGAUCAAAGAAUUUGAUGCUGUUCAUUAUGACAGUGUUUGUAGGUUAAAUACUAAUGCAUCUUCUCUAGAGAAGCGUCUAAGCGACAGGCAAGGUGAUCCUAAUACAGCAGCAAAAAGUUCUUUGGCUAAUGGUGUCAGUUCAAGGAUUAGUCCACUUGGACGGUCACCAGCCAGACCAUUGGUUGAUAUUUCAAAUACCAUUGGCACAGUUUGCAAAAAUAACGGACAAAUAGCUAAUGUAAAGAGAAUACUUGGAAAGAGUUCUGCUUCUCCGUUCAAAAAGCCCCGCAGUUCCAAAUUCUCCACUCCGUUGAAUAAGAAUGUUCCAUUAGUUCCUAAUGGUUUAUCUACUCUACCAUCUGAACACUCAAGUUGCAGAAAGAGAAUUUCCUCACGAUACCCGUUUCAGAUUCCAAGAAUGUAUGUCAAGGAAUAUUUUAAAGCACCACCAUUACACCAGAAUACGUUGGAGCUUUUGUCAGACCAGGUCAGAUGCAUCACAUCAACCAAUGCAGAAAAGUACAUGUUUCAUGACGAGUCUGGCUUAAAUUGCAUUGGACCAGAAGCUUUUUUCCACAUAUUGGCUCAGUCUGGAGCAUCCAUGCAAUAUGCUUCAAAAGAGUGGGUCAUAAAUCACUACAAGUGGAUUGUUUGGAAACUAGCAUGCUAUGAGAGAAGCUAUCCCACUAAAGCUGCUGGAAAGUUUUUGACAGUGUCCAAUGUGCUCGAGGAAUUGAAGUAUAGAUAUGAAAGAGAAGUCAAUCAUGGCCACCGUUCUUCAAUCAAGAGAAUUCUGGAAGGGGACGCAUCACCUUCUUCAAUGAUAGUUCUAUGCAUUUCAGCUAUUUGCUCAAAUUGUGACCUAAAGACUGAGACUUCUUCCAUGGCAGCAAUUGGGGAUGAAUGUAGUAGUACAACAAAAGUUGAACUAACUGACGGGUGGUAUGCAAUGGAUGCUGUUUUGGAUGUACCACUGUCGAAGCACCUUGCUGCUGGAAAACUGUAUGUGGGACAGAAACUUCGGAUCUGGGGAGCAGGAUUAUGUGGCUGGGUUGGGCCUGUUUCACCCCUUGAGGUGUCAAGGACAGUUAGUUUGCUAUUGCAUGGAAAUGGGACAUAUCGAGCUCAUUGGGCUGAUCGACUGGGAUUCUGUAAAGGUGUUGGUUCUCCUUUAGCAUUUAGGUGCAUUAAGUGUAAUGGGGGUCCAGUCCCCCGGACCUUAGUUGGAGUCAGACGGAUAUACCCUGUCCUCUAUAAAGAGAGGUUAGGCAAUGGAGGGUCUAUUGUGAGAUCAGAGAGGAUGGAGAGUAAAAUGGUGCAAUUGUACAAUCAAAGGCGAGCUACUGUUGUAGAAGGCAUCAUUUCCGAGUUUCAAAGAGACAUAAAAGGUUCACAUGAUUUUGAUGACAAUGAUAGUGAAGAAGGAGCAAAAAUUUUAAAGAUACUUGAGACAGCUGCAGAACCUGAAGUAUUAAUGGCAGAGAUGAGUCCGGAGCAACUAACAUCUUUUACCACUUAUCAAGCAAAACUAGAGGCAACCAGGCAGGCAAACACGGACAAAGCAAUUGAGAAAGCUUUGGAAGCUGCUGGCUUAGGUGAGAGAGAAGUCACCCCAUUUAUGAGGGUGAGGAUAGUUGGAUUAACUAAGAAAAUCUGUCAUGGAAUGGACAGCCCUAAGGAAGGCUUGAUAACAAUCUGGAACCCAACAGAGAAGCAGCAACAUGAGCUGGUUGAGGGGCAGGCUUAUGGUAUUGCUGGACUUGUGCCGUUUAAUUCUGAUGCAGAUACCCUAUACUUGCAAGCAAGAGGAUCCACUACCAAAUGGCGGCCUUUAUCUUCCCAAGCAACUGAACACUUUAAGCCAUUUCACAAUCCUCGCAAAUCAGUCUUAUUGUCAAAUUUGGGUGAAGUUCCUCUUUCCAGCGAAUUUGAUAUAGCUGCCGUCGUUGUGCAUGUGGGGGAGGUUUUUACAGCUCCUCACCAAAAGAAACAGUGGGUGUUUGUGACAGAUGGCUCCAUUUCCGAGUCACAGUCAGAAGACUUAUCCAAUUCUUUACUUGCCAUCCGCUUCUGCACUCCAUACAUUAAUGAUGGUUCGUUUGCACCCAUCAACUCUAAUCUUGCGGGAUCCACUGUUUGCUUCUGUAAUCUUAUCAAGAGAGCGAAGGACCAAUUGAAUCAUCUUUGGGUAGCAGAAGCUACAGAGAAUUCAAUCUACUUUCUGAAUUCUGAUCCUCCCCAUUGUGCUCACCUCAAAAAUGCAGCUGCCUUUGCUCAAAGAUGGGCACAGAUCUCUAGCUUGACUAUUGAUAAGCUUAGGGAGAAAGUUUUAUUUAUUAUUGGUGAUUGUAAAAGCUAGAUUAUAAAUGUAGCUGAUCUAAACUGACGAGGCAAAGUCAACGGAUAUGGCGAGUCCAUCAUUCAGAAUGCUUGAAAAGCUUCAUUUGGUGGCACAAUCUGGUUCCUGGUUAGAAUGUCUGCCUCUUCUUUGCGCUUGAACUCUAUAACUAUUGAUGUUGAAAGAAGCUUCGAUUAUAGUUUCUUUUUGCAUGUCUUUAUCGCCAAAUGUUGAAAGAAUCUAUAAAUGUGACACUAUGUAUGCAGUAGCAUGAGCUUCUUCAGUUUUGAGCCAACUACCAUUUUUUUAGAGGUUUUGGUUGAUUGAGCAUGUAUAGUUAUUACCGUUACUAAUACAAUUUUGUUAAACAUUCUGUAAGCAAUUUUGCUAUUUUUACCUUUCUGGGUGGAAGGGCUGAAUACUAAACUGCUGGAGGGCUGAGGUAGGUUUAAUGUUCAGUCUGUAAUGGGGAUACUUUCUCACAAUUACUAAGA